Messenger RNA from Caenorhabditis auriculariae, 2233 nucleotides. Lineage: Eukaryota; Metazoa; Nematoda; Chromadorea; Rhabditida; Rhabditidae. The record is from the annotation of a GenBank genome assembly.
AUGGCUGGCGGAUACUCUUCGGAUGAGGUUUGUUCAGAUUUUUUUGAUUUUUUGAAACAUUUAUAAUUACAGGAAGACCAACAAAUGGGUGUGUACGGUCCGAUGCCUCCUCAUCUUCAAAGACCGGGCGCUGAGGAUUUAGAAGAAGAGGUUUUAGAGUACAUUGGGCUCGAAAAAAUGAUGUUUUUUUAGAAGGAAGAUGAGUACAUUGGCCCUAGUCUCCCAAUUCCAGCAAAACAUGCUGAUUUGGAAGAAGAAUCUGAUUCGGUAGGGGUUUUUUCUUACUUUGCUGAAUUUUCUUCAAUCUUCGCUAAAAACUAAGUUUGAUUAUUCUUCAGACAGAGAGAGAUCCAAUCGACCCAAGACUUCAAAAUUCAGCAGAUCUCGAUGAUCCAGAAGAUGAUACACAUUCGGUUAAUUGACUUUCAAUUUUUUGUUUCGAAAAUUUCAAGAAAGCUGUAUUAUGUUUUCAUGAUGUUAUUUUCAGGUUGAAAGUUUGUCAAUCGGUCCAUCUCUUCCAAUUUCGGCGAAUCCAGGUGAGCCGGAGGAGGAAUCUGAUUCGGUAUACUUUUCUAUACUUUUCGAGCUUUGACGCAAAAAUUUUCCAGGAAGGUAGAUACAUUGGUCCAGCUCUUCCCACCAACUUCAACCCAGCCGAACCUCAACCAGAAGCCGAUUCAUAUGGACCAGCUCUACCAGGUUUCUCAAAUCAUCAGGUAUUUUUUGCUUAUUUCCUUCUUUUAAUGAGGAUGAACCUUCCAGAAUCAAUCUGCUGGUGGGCACGACUCAGAUGAUGACUUUGUGAGUAUUUUGGCUGUUCUAUAAAAUAAAAACACAAACUUCAAUUUGCAGCUUUCAAGACUUCGGAUUUACCUCGAUUUCGAGCCAAAAAAUUUUUUUUUUUUCCGAAAAGAAAUAUAGCCGAUUUUUUAUAUAACAUUUUCGCAGGGCCCAAUGCCAAUGAACAAAGAAUGGGAAGAUCAGGAGAAGUUUGCCCGAGACUUACGUUUUGCAAUGGCAGAAGACAAGAAACUAUUAGAAGAGGUUCAUUCAUUUAAUAUAAUUCCUUAAAUUUUGUUCGGUUUCAGUCAAAAGCCCCAAAACGAGAAGAUUGGAUGUUAAGCGUGCCGAAAACUCUUGGAAACAUUGGCCUUGGACCGAGAACUUUCAAAGUGAAAAUAUUUUAUCUAAUUUGAAAUGUCGAGAACUUUUUUUUUCAGCGAUCUGCCGUGGACACGGAUAAAUCCUGGGAAGACAGUCCGGCGAGCAAAAAAUCUUCUAAAGAUGAAGUUGAACUUUAAGCUGAAAUUCAAAUCAUGGUUAUUGUUUCAGAAGAAGCCUGAAACAGCUGCGGAACGAGCUGACCGGGAAUAUCAGAAGUCGCAGAAAAAACGAGCCGAGGAAGAAAUGAAGGAAACUGGACCAAGUCUUCUCGAUCUGCAUCAGAAAGAUCGACGAGAUCCUGGAAAGCAGGUAAAAUAUUAUUUCAAAAACGAUCAAUUUCAGAACGCUUCGAAAGUUGGCUCAAACGUCGUUCACUACAUAAAAAUUUAAAAAUGAGAAAAAAAGACGAAAAUUCUUGGAACAGACACUAGAGUCGUCGCUUGCACAAAAAGUUACGCGAAAAAAAGCAGAUAUUGGAUUCCACAUAUUUUUCUUCCGAAAAAUUUCACAAGACUUGUGAUAAUUUCAAUUAAUGGCAUUUUGUGGUGUUUAUAUAAAAAGAUUAUAGUAUAGAAGGCUGUAAAAUGAUGAAAAAAAUGCACGCUUUGAUGUCUUUCAAAAAACUUCAUGAGCUUCAAACCACUUCGGAUAAUGGAGAAAGCUUUUCAAAAAAGGCACAGGAAUCACUUGAAAAAAUAUUCAAAAAAAAAAAACCGGUUUUUACUACGAUUUCUCCUAGAGAAUGCUCUAUCAAAGUCUUGAGUUGGAGAUUUGUGCGAUUAAGUUAUAGGGAGAGCAGAAGAAAUUUAUAUUUCAACUGUAAACUGAACUUUUUCGAUUUCGAAUCAUGUGCAAUUACAACAUAAUUUUUUCCUCCAAAUUAUUCGCUACAAGAUAUCUCUUUGCAUAAUCAUUUAUUUUUCAGAAGGAACUGGCCCCCGGAGAACGACGUCCGUUUGAUCGUGAAAAAGACAUGGCCGUCUCUGGACUGAAGCCAGGAGCUCAGAAAGAAGCUGUGGAUCGGAUGAAAGAGCUCGGCUCUCGCUUCACGUCUAGCAAAUAUCUUUGA